AAUUUAAGUGACACACACGCCAUAAUGUAAAUUGCUUUUAAAAGUUGGCGUUUGAGAUAGAAAUUUUACAUUUUAAUGUCGUAACGUAGAUUUAUUAUAGAUGUGUGGCAUUUAAAAUGUCCUAUGUAAAAUUUGGUUGAAGAAUUGCCAUGGCUCAAUAUUAUCAAAUUGUUGGGCAAGGGCAUUCAUUAACUUUAGAGGACUUACAAAGAUUUUGUCCAAAUAUAUGCUUAGAUGGAAGAAUUGUAGUUAAUCAAGAAGAUCCGCAAUAUGCCUCACAGCAAGUGGUCGUACAACAGUCGGAUCAACCUAAUGAUAUAAUAGUUAGUGAAGGUGUGCCAGCGCAGCCUCAAAUAGUUGUUGGAGAUGGCUUACAAUAUCAACACCAGUAUAUUAUACGUAAUGAUCAGCCAUCAUCUUCACUACCACCACCGCCACAACCUCCACCUCCGCCUCCAACAAUUAGACCUGGCUUUCAGCAACAACAACAGCAGCCACAGCAAAAUCACCAACAGCAAACAUUACACAGACAUCAGGUUUUCUACACAUCUGAAUUACCUGUGGACGCUCAGACUAUGUUGCAACAAUCUCCACAGAGCAUUGAUGCAUCUAUGAUGCAACAGUCAUCUCCACAGAAUAUGGUGAAUUCUGUACAAGUGUUAUCACAACCUGUGCUUCACCCGGGACAACAACCACCGCCGCAGCCCCCACCCCCGCCACCCCCACCAACGCCGCCGUCGCAAUCGCCUCAGCAACACGCCAAUCAAAAUCAAACACAACAACUAUCUCGUGCCUCGCCACAAAUUCUACAACAAUUGCAGCAACAUCAACACACAAUACAGCAAUUCCAGCUGCAACAACAACAACUACAGCACCAACUUCAACAACAACAUAUUCAGUCACAACAAAUACAACAUCAACAAGUUGUGAUGCAAGCAGCAUACAUCAAUCAAAGUGGAACUCCAACACGCUCGGUUCCUCCACGGUUAUUGAAUCAAGCACUCACCGCGCCUGCUGGAGUGACUCUCGUAAGGACACCCGUAAGAACAGUCCGACCGAGACGACCUCCUAUGCGAGCUGCAUUGAAUACAACCCAACCUCUUCAAGUGCCUCGUCUUCUCACCCAUAAUCAGUUACAACAAGGUCAAGUUAGUGCAAGCAGCAGUGGUGUAGUAGGCGCAUCGAUGAGCCCGGCGAUAGUAGCGGCAGCGGUACGUAACCGCGUCCCCCGAGCCGCAUCGCCGCGUACUCCAUCGCCCCGGGUGCUGAACACGCAUGCCGUGCAACAACAACAUAGGCCGCCUAGACCGCGGACGCCCUUAAAUCAACAACUAGCUCUACAACAACAACAACAACAACAACUACAACAACAGCAACCGCAGCAGCAACAGCAACCACAACUCCAACAGCAGCAGCAACAAACACAACAACUGCCACAACACAUACUCAGUCAGCAAGUUACGCAGCAACAAGUUCAACAGUUAAACCAAUUGAAACUUUCUGUUCAACAGCAACUCCUAUUAAAUCACCAAAGUCAAGGUCAUGGUCCUACCGCACGAAUAAUCACACCACAGGGUACCAUCGUGACACAAAACAUGUCCCAGGCAAAUCUCUCCCACCAAAAUGUUGCACAAACUAGCCAAAAUAACAUAACUCUACCUCAACCGAACACAAUAAAUGUUCAACAAAACAUGUCUUCCCAACAACUGCAACAGAUCCAGCAAGUGAAAAAAGUUGUAGUGCAACCUAACAAUGCUAACGAAAUGGAUGAUCUAGAAGAGAGUAUAACAGCAGCAAUAGUUCAAAAGAAUAUAGUAACUGACAAUGUCAACAAGCAGCAGUAUCAAUCGCUUUCCCCUGUCCGGCAAGGAACAGUGGCACCUCGUCCAACAAAUAGUGGUAUUCAAGUAAAUUUUAAUCCACAACAAAAUUUUCAACAGCAACAUGUAACCUUUGAAAACCAACACAUACAGCCUCAACAUCAGCCCCAUGCAGUUAGUCAGAUAAGUCAGUUGUUGAUGCAGCCUGAAAAUCCUGAGGAGAAAAGACAAGUUAUUACAUUGUCAAACGGACAGAGGAUUACUGUUGCGGAAUAUAGGAGAUUACAAUCGUCCCGCGCUUUGACUCAGCAUUUACUUCAACAGCAUCAGCAACAAGAACAACAACAGCAACAGCAGUUACAACAACAGCCAAGAGAUACUGGACGACAAACGUUAGUAAAAAGUAAAGAACAACAGAGGCCCGUCCAAAGGGUACCUCCUAUGCAAACCAAUCAACAGACAGGUCUACCAGACAAUAAUGAGGCUGUAAGUGGACCUUCGGAACAAUCUUCGGAGCCACAAUCUGCGAAAAUGUUAAUAUUUCUGCAAAAUGGUGAACAAAGACUUAUAACUUUUACACUACCUAAAGAAAGUUGUACACUGCAGGAAGUGCUGGAACAGGUGGAGGUCCCGUUCACAGAAGAUACUCAUAUACAGUGUAUGCAAAACACAAAUAGUGAAAUAGAUUAUUUUGUAUCAAUAGGUUCUACAACUAGGAUAGAAGAAAUGUUAGAAAAUCAUCCGAUCUUAGUGGGUGAUAUGAAUACUAGAAAUUCCCCUAGUGUAAUGUCACAACCAUCUCGAAGUAGUGAAGUUCCUUCACCAGAGAAGACACCAUGCCCGGAUAGCAUUACCAAUAGUCCGGAAUCCCCGCGGUCGCCACCGCCUCGCUUCGUAGAAGGAAUGCUUGCCGUCUGCAAGUUCUGCGGAUACACUGGCUCAGAUUUUAGCAGAUGUCAAAGAUGUCGGAGGGUAUUUACAGAGGAGCCGAAAGGUGUACCGAUAGCAAUUAAAAAAGUAGAACUAAAAAAGAAAGACAUAGAUAAGACGAACUCAGAUAAGCCUACAUCAUGCGAAGGAAUCAAAUUGAAUUUGUUGAAGAACACAAUAAAAUCAUUAAAUAGUAAAACGGGUGCACAUGACAAGAAGCCAGCAAGAGUAAGAAAGCCUCGAGGAAAACAACCAGACCCGGAGCCAGUUAUUCUAACACUAAGUUCUGACGAAGAGGACUCAAAUAGCUCCAUGUUAAGUUAUCAGGAACAAUCGGCGAGCAUGAAAGAGCCAUCACUGAGUGAAAUAGAAGGCGGCACUCCAGACAGCGGUAUUGGAUUUGAUCAGUUAGAUGAUGAGAGCAGAGAAGAAAUCAACCACGGCAUAGCAGGCAUGGUCACAUCUCUAAAUUGCAGAACUAUAAGAAUAGGAUCAUAUAGAUACACUCCAAAGGAAAAGAUUUAUUUGUCAUCGAGAGGAAUUAAAAUAGUGGCACCGUCAUUAAAAAAUGAAUCACAGGAAGUUGCUCUUCAAAUUCAAUUAAAAGAAAUAGUGAGAGUGUUGGGACACUUUGGCAAAGGACUGCCUGUUAUUUUUUUAUACACCAUGAGCAAAUGUGGGGCUUAUAUAAGAAAAACUUUGGACAUGGUCGAAGAUGCAGGUCCAUAUUAUGAUCCUAUGUCCAAAGUGGAUCCAUAUAAAAGGAUAACAUUAUUACCUGAGGUAUUAACAGAUGAGGCGAAAGUUGCCCUUAAAACCUUAUUUGGUAAAGUCUUGGAUGAGUUAAAUCCAAAAGAGGCUAAUGAAAUAUUAGUGAGGACAUGUCCCAAAGAAAUUAACAAUGUUAGCAAGAUGACAACAAGAUCCGCAAGUAUAACCGCUUCAUCGGGAUCUAAAAAUUCAAAUCCAGCAGAAAUAAGACAAAUACUCAUAUACCCCCCUGGAAAAGGCGGUAUUCCAAUAAAUACUGAGGACUACAUGUGCCUAGCGCAGGACCAGUUCUUAAAUGAUGUUAUUAUUGAUUUUUAUUUAAAACAUCUAGUCCAUGAUGUUUUAACGCAUGCACAGAGAGAGAAGACUCAUAUUUUUAGCACUUUUUUUUAUAAAAGAUUAACAACCAAACCAAGUAAAAUAAAUAGGAGUUCAAAUCCACAUGAAUGGGACAGCAGCCUGACACCAGCACAAAAACGACACGCCAGAGUAAAAACUUGGACGAAAAAUGUGAACAUAUUUGACAAAGACUUCAUAGUAGUUCCUAUUAAUGAAAAUUGCCACUGGUUUGUGGCUAUUAUUUGUUUUCCAACUUUGGAUGGAUGUAGAAGUAUUUUAGAUAAUCGGGUUGUUGUUCCUCAAGUUAUUAAGAAAAAAGAACGUAGGUCAUCCAUGCAAAUUGGAAACACAACCAUAACACCUCUUAGUAAACAGGAACAACUUACAUUAAAUUGUGAUUCAGAUAAUCUAAGUGAAAGAGAUGAAGCUGAGGGGGAUGAAAGUGAUUUGGACAUGCAGUGUGAUUCUGAGGAAGAUGAGCCUGAGAAACCUGAGAUUAAGUUGGAACCAGUAGUCAGAAAAAUCGAACCCAUAAAGCAGCCAUGUAUAUUAAUCUUCGACUCGCUGGCUGGCGCUUCUAGGUCAAGAGUUGUUGCAACACUGCGGGACUACCUCACAUGUGAAUACCAAGCAAAAGUGUCCAAAAAUAAGAUAUUUAAUAAAGAUAAUAUCAAAGGGAGCUGUCCUAAAAUCCCACAACAGAAUAAUUUUACGGACUGUGGGCUGUAUCUAUUACAAUAUGUUGAGCAAUUUUUUAAGAGUCCAAUAACGGAUUAUACAUUACCUAUAAAACAGCUAUCCAAUUGGUUCGACGAAAUUGUUGUGACGAGAAAGCGUGAGGAGAUUUCGAACUUGUUAAAGUUAUUAAUGCACAAAUAUAACCCCGACUCGCAUUUAGCAUUACCAGAUAUUGCAUUUCCUACUCUAAAUGGAAAACUAGUUGAAUCUGACCAACAAGAGGAGAGUGGUGACAGUGAGAAAAGUGGCUCUAGCAAAGAGCUAAAGGCUGAGCGUAUAUCGGAGGGUCCUACAUUGAACUUUUUGGUAAAACGAAACAUUGCCGACUCAUCAGAGACUAUACAUUUGAGAAAGACUAUAAGACUCACCAGUGAUUUAGAGAAUAGAUCUGUGAUGCAAAUAAAACAAGAAUUUAUUAAAAAAGGUGACAGUGAAAAUCAGAUUUUAAUACCCAUCAAAGUGCACUCUAGUGAUCUGAUUCAUAACAAUAUUUUAGUGAAUAAGAGUAAAGCUUUAAGUGAUAAAAAACAUGGUGUAUAUAAUCAUAGUGUAUCGAGUGUGAACUGUGUUAGACAAAAUGUAAGUGACAGUGACACAUCCUUCCUUAAAACAAGGAGAAUAAACAAACUGGAUGACAUUGUGACUGAGGGUAGUAAGAAGUUUAAGAAAAACGACUGUUAAUAAACUGUUACUUUAAUAAAUUAUUGUUAAUUUAACUUGUGUAUAGUUAGUUGACUUAUGAGUUAUGUAAAUAUUAGUUAAUUCUAUUAUACUUUAAAUUAAUCUGUAUCUGAUUUUUAAAAUAAACAAUAAUGUAAAAAUGUAUGUUAAAACAACAUAAUAUUAUGUAUUAUAUUAGCUUCACAGAAACGAACUUGUAGUAAAAAUAUACGCAUGUUUUUACUCUGUUUGGUUACAUUUAUUUAUUAAGUAUUUACAGUAAAAGCUAACUAAAUACAUACAUGAAAGUAAGAAAUU
Messenger RNA from Leptidea sinapis, 5576 nucleotides. RefSeq lists its product as uncharacterized. The record is from RefSeq and is a predicted model, not a curated record. The transcript is spliced from 29 exons. Gene Ontology annotation, molecular function: SUMO-specific endopeptidase activity. Gene Ontology annotation, cellular component: nucleus; cytoplasm. Gene Ontology annotation, biological process: protein desumoylation. Bases 150 to 5279 code for a protein of 1709 amino acids. NCBI's taxonomy places the organism in Eukaryota, Metazoa, Arthropoda, Insecta, Lepidoptera, Pieridae.